Rodentolepis nana is the source of this 1152-nucleotide messenger RNA. Lineage: Eukaryota; Metazoa; Platyhelminthes; Cestoda; Cyclophyllidea; Hymenolepididae. The record is from the annotation of a GenBank genome assembly.
AUGUUUCCUGGUUCAAAUGAUUCCUAUUACAAAUUGACGCUGCAGUCAGGGCUUCUUAAAGUGGAAAUUCGACUUCCUGCUGAAGUAAUUUCACGCGAGCCUAAUGUUCUUCCUUCUACAACAUCAACUACACAAAAGGUAUUUCAAUGGUAUCAAUCAGCGAGGGCAGGUUAUCUCACUGUGAACGAAAUGCUUUCCUCUUUUCCUUGCUUCGAUUCUCGAUUGGAUGACGGUCAAAUGCAUCAGAUAAUACUUGAACGCACGUCAGAUCAAAUAAAGGUAACCAUCGACGAUAACUUGGUAUACCUUCAACAGCUAAGUUUUGACACAAUCGAAGCGGGCUUCCUUGAAAUCCAGCAUAUGGUUCUUGGGUCGAUGCCAAAUUCUUUAUCAACUAAUAACUGGUUCAGUGGUCGAAUUAUCCACGUUGAAUUGCAAGUAGAUGAUACUACGAUCAAUAUACUGGAAUUCGCUGAGAAGUCAUUGCAUGGAUUCGAGUUUACUGGGAAGAUGCCGAUGAGCUGCAUAGGUAAAGCCGUCUUGUCUCCAUCAAUAUCAAUGAGACACAUGUUUCUACUUCUACGAUUUCCUUCUUACCAAAGAGAGAAUUAUCAACCAACUCUGUUCAACAGACUUUCCAAUUACUCCAAACGGGUUUUAAGUUGGCAGGAAUUGGAAAUUGAUUUCAAAUCAUUGACCAAUGAUGGGUUUCUUUUUCUUAUCUUCUCAAAUAUUAGCAACGCAUCCAGUCCGAUGCUUGGAGCAGAAAUACGAAAUGGAGUGCCGUGUCUUGUGACUGAGAAACAGACCAUAGAGAUGGAGAUGGGAAAUAACUCAUCUCUUCGACUUGGUAUAGGAAAGAUAUCAAUUUCCCAUCAUCAUGCAGCUACCAUAAUUGCUACUGGGAGUGAACCCAUUGAAUACUUUGUAGCAAUUAAUGAAAAUGAAUUACGGCAUGCCUUUGAGGCUGAGAUAGCCGGAAUUCUCGAAAGCGCUGUGGAAGAAGAAGGAGAAAAUAACUCGUACUAUGGGGAAAAUAUCCUUCUUGGUGGCAGUAAUUGGACAACUGAACUAGAACUAGGUCGGGGUUUGAAUAAGUUUUGGAGUGGUCUUGGACGAAUGAAGGAUUUUUCAGGUUGUAUAAAAAGGUAA